Trichoderma gamsii is the source of this 1101-nucleotide messenger RNA. RefSeq lists its product as hypothetical. The transcript has 3 exons. Gene Ontology annotation, biological process: purine nucleoside catabolic process. Lineage: Eukaryota; Fungi; Ascomycota; Sordariomycetes; Hypocreales; Hypocreaceae. The record is from RefSeq and is a predicted model, not a curated record. The annotation marks the transcript as partial. Gene Ontology annotation, molecular function: purine nucleosidase activity. Gene Ontology annotation, cellular component: cytosol.
AACUGGAUAUUCUCCGCACAGGACGCUUUUGCCAUUCUGCUGGCUGCCCAUCAUCCCAGAAUCAACCUGCUGGGCAUUUCCACAGUCUUUGGAAACGCUUCACUAGAACACACUACACACAAUGCCGCCUCCAUCCUGACAGCCUUUGGCAAACACAAGGACGUCCCCCUCUACGUUGGCUACAGCAACCCGCUCGAGCGACCUCCCAUCCACGCACCGACAGACAUUCACGGCGACAGCGGCCUCGACGGCACCGACCUUCUCCCCAAGCCCCAAUGCACUCCGUCCACUGAUUCCGCCAUUGACGCCAUGGCUGCUGCUCUCAAGGCCCAACCGGCCGGCACAGCCUGGAUCGUGGCCACCGGCACCGUCACCAACGUCGCCGCCCUGUUCCGAAAGUAUCCGGAGCUCAUCCCGCACAUCAAGGGACUGAGCAUCAUGGGAGGAUCUAUCGGAGGAGGUUUCUCAGACGCACCGCUCGGUACGGUCGAUGGCAAGGAGCGCAUCGGCAACACGACACCAUAUGCCGAGUUCAACAUCUUCAUUGAUCCGGAGGCAGCGGCCGAGAUAUUCCACAACAAGGAGAUUGCCAAGAAGAUGUUCAUGGUCCCGCUGGACCUGAGCCACCAGGUCCUGGCUACGGAGAAGGUCAGAGACCUUUUGCUGUACGGUAAGGACGGCGAGAAGACAGGCAAGGGCAAGACGACGCUGCGGACAAUGCUAGUGGAGCUGCUUUACUUCUUUGCUAAGACCUAUGCCGACGUCUUUGGCAUCACCGCCGGUCCUCCCCUCCACGAUCCCCUCGCCCUCGCGGCCGUCCUCACCGGCACUCCCGACGAAAUCGUCUUUUACGACUGGGACGGUGUCAAGAGCCAGGGCACCAAGCACAACGAACGCUUUGAUGUAACCGUCAUCACUGAGGGUACGGCCGAGGAGGCACAGCGCGGCGAGAAGCAGACCGGCCGAACGAUUGCCAACGUGCUACCUGCCGGGGAGGCAGGUGUGAGGAUACCCAGGGGAGUGGACGUGGAUCAGUUCUGGAAGGUGAUUGAGGAGUGCAUUGAGAGAGCGGAUGAGACGAACCGAAAGCUGAGCAAUUAA